Molecule: messenger RNA, 3219 nt
Organism: Siniperca chuatsi (mandarin fish)
Lineage: Eukaryota; Metazoa; Chordata; Actinopteri; Centrarchiformes; Sinipercidae
Product: transcription factor-like 5 protein
Exons: 8
Coding region: 155-1537 (460 amino acids)
Biological process (GO): spermatogenesis; regulation of DNA-templated transcription
Cellular component (GO): nucleus
Molecular function (GO): protein dimerization activity; RNA polymerase II cis-regulatory region sequence-specific DNA binding; DNA-binding transcription factor activity, RNA polymerase II-specific
Source: RefSeq, a predicted model, not a curated record
AGUACAGUAAUCCUACUUGACUAAAUGUAGUUUGUUUCUUUCCACCACUGGCUGUGACAGCCACAGAGCGUGACGACGCCUGGGAGUUGAACACCAACGUUCGUUAGUUGCCUCCCGCGGCCAUCGGUCAAGGAGCUGGCAUUAAAAGUGAAGGAUGUCAUCCUUUUCCUCAGCUUGUAAAACAAUCCAUGCAUCAUCUUCACCUUCAUUCAUAGAACACACCUGUGACUCUGUUGGGGUGAUUUUGAGCCAAGGUGGAUGUUUGACUCAUGACCAGGGGCAGAUGUUGGGGAUGUUGGGGACCGAGCUUGGUCUGAUGGAGAUGUCAGAGGUUGAAUAUACACACCUUCAGCACCUUAUCCAGGCACACAUGGAGGCCCAAGCUGCGCCUCCAGAUGGGCCAGAUGCCAGAUCUCACCCCGCUACAUUGAUGGGUAAAGACGCCACCGGAUCCACAGUGAUUUCUCCCUUCACAACCACUCAAGCUAUUGACCUAUCAACUUCAACUGAUGAACACUGUCUGGUGAUGCCAGGAGAAAAGACACCAGCAUCUUAUGGAGAGGUCCCAGGUUUUGUGCUGGCCAGAGUCAGAGGUGAAGACAGUCCGACUGAACCACAUGACAACAGCAGCACGUCUUCACAGAAGAGAUCCAGAUCGGCUGCUAGAGUUUGCUUGGAGAAAAGGUUCAACACCAUGUCUGCUGACACCCCAAGACAGCAAGAUAUUCAGUCUGCAGUUCUUAGCAAUUUUUUGACAAUGCUUCAGCAGUCUGCAGAGGCUCAAGAGGCAGCCAUACACCCUCAAAUUCAGAAGUGGAUGAAAACUGACAGAGCAAAUCCCUAUGAGGUUUCCAGCCCAUUUGUAGGGGGUGUAUUUAACCCAGUCACCAACAUGCGUGAACAAGUGAUUAGCCAUAUUCCUCACAUGGUUGAACCUAACAAGCAUCAGGGUUUAAUCAUCCCCAAGAGUUUUUCAUUUAGUUUUCGCCCGGAGAGGGUUGUUACAAAAGCUCACUAUCCAAGUGGCAUCUCAGCAGAGGAGCAGCAGUUGGUGAACAUAGAAAAUGAUGUGGCAACACCUGCUGCUGCCUCCAGGAAGCACGGUAGCACCCACAGCUCUCAACCUGGUAAGGCUACCCCAGACUCCGCUGGAGAAUCAGGGAGCAGCACCAGGAAGAGACGUCGACCUCAUGUGUCACUUAGCCAACGCAGGGAGAAACACAACAGUAAGGAGCGGGAACGCAGGAAGAGGAUUCGUUUGAGCUGUGAUGAGCUGAACAUGCUGGUGCCGUUCUGUGAGUCAGAUACAGACAAAGUCACCACCCUGCAGUGGACCACUGCCUUUCUCAGAUACAUCAAUAAAAUGUAUGGAGACACCUUCAAAGAGUGUGCAACACCACCAUCACCACCACCACCACCACCACCUGCAGUAGAGAGGAGUUUCAGAAGGCAUUCACUGAUGAGAAAGGACUCUUUCUUAAAUCCAGCACUUCUUCAGGCCAGGACCCAAUCCAUCGGGAGAUGGACGAGACACUGAGCAUUCCUCUUGCGGUUGAGCAAUGACCCCUCAUUAUUUCAUCUAAUAAAUUAGCCAGAUAUUUGAGUACAUUUUAAUUUAACCUCUGAAGUUGCUUGGGUUGUCCCAUGAGGUCUGGCUAUGGGUUAGGACGAUGUGUUUUUGAAUGACAAAAAGCAUCCUUUUGAGAGGAGCUCUGCUUCCGACUACAUUACAAAGGUUUAGAAAGUGGAAGGUUUUCAGUCUCAGACCAUGUGAUGCUUCAAACAUGGUUGGUUUUCUUCAGCUGCAUAUCAAGACCACACUGUAUCAAGCAUUUGAAUUGCCAUGCCAUUUCGUCUACCUGAUACUGAUAACUGAUAUAUAUAUAUAUUUAUAUAUAUAUUAUAGAUAUAUUUAUUCCAGAGCCAACAUUUGUAAGGGCUUUUUGUUGAGUCAUACACAGGUGGCACUGUUUCUCUUUGAAAGACAACUGAGAUGGUGCUUUAAUGAUUAGAUUUAGAUUUCAGCUCUUCAGCUGUCAUACAUUCCGCAAAUUUUAAUUAUAUGUGCACCUUUUAUAUACUUGAUUCAAAUUUUGUUUACUUGAAUUUUCAUUGUUUCAAUUGUUUACUUUUGUUAAACUUUGUUCGUACAGUAUGUUGUUCAGUUUUCUUGUCCACAUACAUUUAUUCUUUGCUUUGCAUGGAAAUAGCUACUACAAAUUGCUACUUUGUGAAUUAAUUAGAUUACUUGACUUUCAUAGUGUUAAGCAUAUUACUCUGAAGUUCAUUUGAUAAGAAGAGUAAUGUUUUACUGAAAAGUGGCUUUAUUUGUUCUUUCUUACAACAUGUCGCUGUAGCAUCUUACUGUACAUACAACAGUCACCCACAAAUAAUAAAUAGUAUUUAAGGUCAUGUAUAUUUAAUAGUUACAGCACCGAUAGUACAUAGUGGAUGUGAUAAUUUUAGAUGUAAAAAAACAAAAAAACAAAAAAAACUGUUCCUAAGAUUCUUAAAUUGAUUUAACAAUGACUGAUUUAUGCAUCCACAAGUUUUAUUUUGUUUUUGAUUCUCAAAUCUAGAGAAUCAACUUCACAUAUAGUUUAGAAGAAAAAAAAACAAGCUGUAAAAAAAGACUAUCAAAAAGUUUUAAAUGUUUUGCAUUAAUCUACACAAUUUCUGGGCACCUGGGUAUUUGUGUUUUUUAUUCCUUUUACAAUACAUACACAGCUCCUUGACAGAGGCUUUUUGCCUUUGCCGCCUAUUUCCAUAUUUUACACUGUAAGCUUGUAUGUUGAGGUAACACCUGUGAUUUACAUUAAUGGGCCAUGAUACAUGCACAUUCACUUCAGAGACAGUCACUGUUGUUUUUAGAGUGUCAUCUGCCAGAAGGAUGUUAACCAAGGUAAUCGGGGCAUGGAAACAACAUGUACAAAGUUUUUAUACACAAAGGACUCAUCAUUCAUUUUCCGGUUGUUUGUAAGUCAAGUCUUGUUAUGUGAUACUGUAAUAUGUGGAGCAAUGCAGUUGUUCUGUUGGACUCUUCCGUGCCUCUGUCCACUUAACUUCUGGAUGUCAUCUUGAUGUUUUUGUCUCUCAGUUGCUCUGGGAUUCAUGUCAAUCCUGGGAUGUUCCACCAUUCCUCUCAAAAUAUCACACCUGUUGAUGUUACUCUUCCCAUCUUGUGAUACAUGUAUUUAAAUAAAGAGGACAUUUUUGUGA